GAAAAUGAGAAAAAUGGAAAUAAUAAAAAUGAUGAUAAUAUGCAAAUGAUCUCUUCUUGUAGAGUCCUUCUUCCCUCUGCCUCUGCCAUGGCGGCCUCCUCUUUCCCUCGUUCCGCGAUGGCGGGGAAAGGGUCACUUGGCGUAUGGCCAGGGAUGGCGCAACUGAGCAUUAGAAAGAAUCUUGUGUAUGGAUUGAUGCGGUUGUUCUCGAUGCUAUUCAAAACAUUGCGUGGAGUUAGUAGCAGAACUCUUGGUGUUUCUCGUUUUUGCAGCAUUAACAAUAUGUCCUCCACCCUCCAAAUUGAAUUGAUACCCUGCCUUAGGGACAACUAUGCAUACUUAAUACAUGACAAAGAUACUGGGACUGUUGGAGUAGUUGAUCCUUCAGAAGCUGUACCUGUGAUAGAUGCAUUGGACAGGAACAAUCGGAAUUUGACUUAUAUAUUGAACACUCACCAUCACUAUGAUCACACUGGUGGGAACAUGGAGUUAAAAGAAAGGUACGGGGCAAAGGUAAUUGGAUCCGGAGUAGACCAGGAUAGAAUUCCUGGAAUUGAUAUUGCAUUGAAUGAUGGUGAUAAUUGGAAGUUUGAAAGCAAAGGUCAUACACGAGGCCAUAUUAGUUUCUACUUUCCUGGAUCAAAGGCAAUAUGCACCGGAGAUACUUUGUUCAGUUUAUCAUGUGGCAAGCUCUUCGAAGGAACUCCUGAUCAGAUGCUCUCUUCGUUGAGGAAGAUAAUGUCUUUGCCAGAUGAUACAAGUAUUUACUGUGGUCAUGAGUAUACACUGAGUAAUUCAAAGUUUGCACUAUCAAUAGAACCGAGUAACAAAGAUUUACAAUCCUAUGCUGCUGAAGUCAACCACCUCCGAGACAAGGGCAUGCCAACAAUUCCAACUACUCUUGGAAAGGAGAAAUUAUGCAAUCCAUUUCUUCGUACUUCAAGCAUGGAAAUCCGGCGGUCAUUGAAGAUUCCACCUGCUGCAAAUGAUGCAGAAGCAUUGGGCAUAAUCCGGCAAGCGAAGGAUAAUUUCUAG
This is a messenger RNA of Coffea eugenioides, 1035 nucleotides long. Its product is annotated as probable hydroxyacylglutathione hydrolase 2, chloroplastic. Bases 40 to 1035 code for a protein of 331 amino acids. The transcript has a single exon. Lineage: Eukaryota; Viridiplantae; Streptophyta; Magnoliopsida; Gentianales; Rubiaceae. The record is from RefSeq and is a predicted model, not a curated record. Gene Ontology annotation, molecular function: hydroxyacylglutathione hydrolase activity.